UUUCCAUGAAAUUAACCUAUCGACCUGGAUCGAUUAACGAUCGAUUUGCUCCACAUAAUCAUUUAUUUAUAAAUAUUCAAGCUUUUCUUAAACCAAUAGCUUCUAGUCUUGAAAUGAAAACUUUUUUCAUUCCCAAUAAAAAUAAGCAUUAUAAUUUUGACGAGCUAUCACAGACAACGUCAAAGUUGCGUGAGCCGUUGCGCUGCAAACAUGCACUGGGACAUGGAAUUAGCGACGAUCUUCGAGACCGAACCCGUAUCGGUGUUAGCGGAAGCCGGGACGAUGCGACGCCAGUACUCGUCGUCGCUCUCGUCGAGCAGCGGCGGCGGAGGCGAGCCCCUCAUCGUCGUCGAGGAGAGCACACUGGCCGAGGAGGAGGCCGCCGACACGUUGCAGUACCAGCAGUCGGACUCGCCGCCGAGGUGCCUCGACCCGGACUCGCCCGGACUCAAUCCGUACCUGCUGUCGCCGUGGCGCGAGGCCCGCAAACACUCCCUGCCGACGCCUCAGUGCACCUCGGGCAUCACCGCCUCGCAGGUGCGCCGUCUGAGCGAGCGCGGAGGCGAGGGCUCGGGUCCGUCGCCGCGCGAGGCAGCUUUCCUGGCGACUCUGUCGCAGUCGACGCCACCCCAGCCAGGCGGUCGCAGGCACUCCGUCGUGACGAUAUCGCGCGUCCCGCCGACCCUCUUCGGACGCAAUAGGCGCGAGUCCAUCGCCGCCUUUCCCAUGGGCGGCGCGCCCCGCAUCCUGGCAGGCAGACGCGACUCCUCGGGACUGCUCUCGGGCCCGCCGAGCAACAGCGGCAGCACCCACAAUCUCCAGCUCGACAUGAUGGACGACAUCGUCGACAUCAAAGCCAGAAAGGUGCGACUGAAAAUGUGGCGAACUCCGUCGAGGGAGCGCGUCUGCGAAGUCCAGCCGAUCGAGAACAACGGCUCGACUUCCGGCGCGGCCCAGCGAUACACCGCGUCCCAGUGCCGACGCUACUCGGACUUCGGUCUGGCCACGAUCCCGUCGGACAGGUCGACGCGGCGCAGAGCCUCCGAGAUGCCGCCGAGGAUACCCCUGGGCCCGCCGCCCCCGAUCCCGCCUCGCUCCGGCUCCUCCGGCAUCGUCUGCUCCAAUACCGAUCUCAUAUCGAUCUUGAGCUCGCUAACGUCCUCGGCGACGGAGAUCGAUCGCUGCGGCAUCGACGAGGAGCCAAAAGAGCCGGCUAAUGGCAAGUCUCAACCUUCGACGUCUACUUUCAAAACGAUCGAGCAGAGGAGAAACAGGUUAAAGAGUAACCGGUCCAACAGUUUCGACGUGUCGAUACUUCACGGCUGCGGCGACAAGCAAUCGGCAACGAGCGCAUCGCUGGCCGCAGCCACCAGCUCCACGUCGUCGUCGUCGUCGAAAAACAGCUCCUCGACCAUCUCGGCGUCCUCGUGGUUCGCCAAACGACACCAGCCAAUGGCGAAAAAGCAGCGCAGCGUCUGCGGCGAGUCGAGCGCCGUCCCGACCACUCUGAGCUUCAAAUUCGAAAAGUCGCGCGUCGUCAAGGCGGUGAAGGAGAGCCUGUCCAAGGUCACUUCGCCGACCAAGGACGACGCCAAGCACAAGGUCGUUUGGGACGGCACCAGCGGCACCAAAGUCGAUGCCCAGCUCCUCGGCAACGCGAUCGAAGAGUUCCUGCGCAGCGGCGUUGGUGCCAGUGGCGGCGGCGGCGGCGAGACUCCGGACGCCGAGAAAACGGUCCACUCGCCGACCGGAAGAGCGCCGAGAUCUGCCAGCGGCGGCACCCCGACCAGCCGAGUGGCCGCCUGGUUCGCCACCAGUCCGGGCUCGGCCUCGACCGCCCCAGCCGCCACCAAUAGCAGCGGAAGCGUCGCCGGCACCCCCAACAAUAACAAUAACAGCAAUAACAAGGACGACCAGCCGGAGCAGAGCGACCAAGCUGGCGAUGCCUCGAUUCGUUCCUAGCUCAAAGAUCUGUUCGUCAAGUGAAGACAGCGUCCGGGACUAGCGCGAAGGGACAGUUUGUGCACUCGCGUGUGUCAUUCUUUUGGUUUUGCUGGUUGAUUACCAGAGUCCUGCAGGACUUUCGAGCUAAUUGUAAAUUUCGUUCUGCGCGUGUAUCGCGACGUUGGCGUGUGUGCGAUUAAUUAGACGUUUUUUACGCUGACCAUUAUAAUAGAUAAAGCCAAAUGUAUCAUAUGAAUAUGGUGCAGCCGUUGUUCGACUACCAUGAUAAAUAAAUAAUAAUCGUUUAGAGCUUCUUGCAAUCGAAACUUGAUAUUCAAAGUGACAGAGCAUUCGACGCCUCGGCGAUAGCAAUGUACAUUGAAUAAAUGUGAGUCAUUAAAAUUACCUGGUAACAAAAAGAAUCAACAAUUCUAUUUACUUUUAAAUUCAAAGUAAAAAGACAUCGAUUUCUUUGAACAAUAUCUUGAACGAUUUCAUUUUUUUACUCUCUCUCUCUAUCUUGAAUAACUCACAUUUUAGAAUAUCAAUCACUUAUUUUGCUAAUCGCUAUAGUUAUUACUUAUUACAUAUGGCUCCAUUCAUUGAGUAAAUUAUUUUUAUACAGUGGAGAUGAUUGGCGAUUCAGAAAUAAGACGAGAUGAAAUUAAAAAAUUUUAGAACAUAAAUAAUUAUAGGUGUUGAAGAUAUUAAUUGCAAAAAUGAAAAUAAAUUCUUGCAUAAAAGUCUUGCAUUUGAUCCUCUGCUGGACAAAGGACGUUAUUUGAAUACCAUAAAAUUAAUUAAAUAAUUAUUAUUUCACUAUGCAGAACAUUCCCUUCCUUUAAUUGAAAAGCCACAGUAAAUAGAGUCUACUGCAAGAUUCGUUCGUGUACUAACAGUAAGCAAAUAAGAGUAAUUAAUUACUGAUAUCCAUGUCAAGCCCGAGGGACACUUUGUUUGCAAGUAAUGUGUAAUUGUACAUUGACUAAAAAUUGUAUAAUCUACUAGUUGGCUAAAAUACAACUACAUCUGGCUAUUAUAGCUCAUAAUAUAUUUAGGCUACGACAUAAGUGAUGAUAUAUUUUUUGAAAAAAAAAAGAAAAAGUUGAAAGAUUUAACGUAAUGAUACAUUUCGAUAGAAGAUCAAAAUAAUAAAAAUUAUGGACCAUCAUUAUGAAUGUAUAGACAAUCUUUAGUUAGAAAAUUAUGGUAAACUUUAAAAUUGUUAUAAAAAAAGUUAAUAAAAAAUUUAGAAUAAAAUAUUGUACAGAAAUUAUUACAAAAAAAACAAUAUAAUAAAAACUUUUUUAGAUUUCAGAAUAAAAUUUCUGAAUCUUUGUUCCGUCUAUCUAAUAAUAUAUAGAUAAACCUCAUUAAAAAUGAAAAUAAUUAAUAAAGCGUCUGAUGUUCGUGUACAAAAAAAGUAUAGAGAUUUGUAAAUGAAAACUUGAUGUUGAAUCGUUCGAUAAAUGUUCCUCAUAAUACACAUAUAUAAAAGGAAAGGCGUUGCAGUGUAUUAAUUUUGGUUGAAUUUUAAAAUCCGAUAAAAAUAAUAUAUAACUAAAACAAAAUACAUUUGUUUUAUCAACUUAACAACAUUGAGUGCUCAAUAUACGCAUAAUAUAAAUAUCACUUUCUGCAACGAAUGAUAAAAAAAAGCAAAAUGCAAUACAAUUAUCAAAUUUUGCUCGUAAAAAAAAGCAAUCGAGCAAGAUGUUUUUUUACGCGUUUUAAGAAAGAUGUCCUUUUUCUAGAUGCUUGUAUGCAUAAAGUAUGUAUGUAUAUACGUAUCAGUUGAUUAUUGAUUUUCACAUAAUUGCGAUGAAUGCAAUUUCCUUUUUACCACUACCGACCUAAUAAUAUUUACCUUACGUCUAUGUAAUAAACGAGUAUAUGUGUGUGGUGGUUCGGCAAUUUUUCAAGGUUACCAACAAAAUAUAAAUCUAUAUCAAAUUAAAAAUGGUUAAAAUAAUCUGUAAUAAUAAAUAAACAUUAUCUGUAAAUAAGGUUUCGAUUUUUCGUUAACUAUAAACAUUCCGUAUUUGUAAUUCUUUGAAUUAAUAAUAUUAAUAAAAAAUGAUAUAUACCAAUGUAUUGUCGCGAACGUAUUAAAUAUUGUUUACUGAAUAUUACAAUAUGUGCAAGCGUUUACACACGCUUACGAGCUAUGCUGUAUGAAAUGAUAGUUUAUAAGAAGUAGCACGCGUCGCAGGACGGUGCGGUUUAGCUGAAUAUUCUAAAAAGUCGAAAAAUAAAUUGUGUAUUGUGACAACAAACGAUUGUGCAGUGCACUGUAAAACUGAUGCUACAGCGCAAUUAUAAGUCGCAUUAUGUUACGCGUUAAGGGACAUGAAUCGUUAUCAGCAAAUUGUAGAUUCAUUCAAUGUUAUUUAACAAGAAAAUAUUGUAAGAUCUGAGAGUAUCACCUUAAUUGUACUGGAAAGUUGAAUUAUAAAUUAAAUAGAUUACAUUAGAACCGAUUAAAAGAACAGAAAAUAAAUUGGAAAAAUGAUGUUGUACAAAAUAAAUCUUCAAUGUUUGAAAACAUA
Messenger RNA from Trichogramma pretiosum, 4493 nucleotides. RefSeq lists its product as uncharacterized. The coding region runs from base 211 to 1962 and encodes 583 amino acids. NCBI's taxonomy places the organism in Eukaryota, Metazoa, Arthropoda, Insecta, Hymenoptera, Trichogrammatidae. The record is from RefSeq and is a predicted model, not a curated record. The transcript is spliced from 6 exons.